CUGAUUGCAUGCAAUAAACCUAAGUUUUUUGUUAAGCACAUCGAAAAACUCGUGCAAUUUGCUCGAGAUAAGCGUCUCGGGUGGCUAACAUUCUGUCCGACAAACCUGGGAUCAACGGUCCGUGCAUCAGUUCAUAUAAAACUGCCGAAACUUACAGCGAACGUGAGCACUUUUAAGGCUUUGUGCGAUAGGCUGAAUUUGCAAAUUCGUGGAGUACAUGGGGAACAUUCAGAACCAAUAUCGGGAAUUUACGACAUAUCGAAUAAGGUGGAGACAAAGGUUUUCGUACUUUCACUGCAGGGUCGUCUUGGCAUAUCUGAGUAUGAAGCUGUGAAGCAAAUGUAUGACGGUGUCAAGGAGCUCAUCAGAGCAGAAGAGAUGUUAUAG
Molecule: messenger RNA, 387 nt
Organism: Cylicostephanus goldi
Lineage: Eukaryota; Metazoa; Nematoda; Chromadorea; Rhabditida; Strongylidae
Source: the annotation of a GenBank genome assembly